Molecule: messenger RNA, 303 nt
Organism: Histoplasma mississippiense
Lineage: Eukaryota; Fungi; Ascomycota; Eurotiomycetes; Onygenales; Ajellomycetaceae
Exons: 3
Coding region: 1-303 (100 amino acids)
Molecular function (GO): nucleotide binding
Source: RefSeq, a predicted model, not a curated record
AUGGCGGAGCCAUAUAAUAUUCGGUGGGGGUUUAUGGCGACGGGAGGAAUUGCCAGAUCGUUCGCACGGGACAUGCUCAUCGACCCUUCCCUCCGCAACGCCUCCGACAUCUCCCACACAAUCGCCGCCGUCGCAUCCUCCACCUCGCGCGAGCGGGCGCAGCGAUUCAUCACCGACAACGCCAUCCCGCAACCAUGCACCGCCCACGGCUCCUAUGAGGCGCUCGUCAACGACCCAUACGUCGACAUCGUUUACAUCGCCACCCCGCACUCUCACCAUUUCCAGACGCCAUGCUGGCGCUGA